CCUGAGUUGUGGGGUAAAUGUAGAGAGUGUCAAUCAAAGGCAGAGCUCUCAGAGCUGGGAAGGAGGCUCUAGAUGGCGGCUGUGCCUUAGAGAGAGCGCGCUCUGCUCCCUGCCUUCGCCUCACUUUACGCAACUUUCCCUAACUUUCGGGCAGCCUCAGGGGGCACCCACAGCCCCCUGUCUCUCCUAGUCGCUUGCUGGGGUCGAUUUGAACCCUUUUUGGGGAGAAAAGCAGCUUUUGGGAGGUUUUUUUUCGUGCCUUGUUGGAAAGAAGCUGCCGUACUGCGAGCCCAGGUCGUUGUUUUUUCCAGCUUAGAAGCCAUGGCGCACCUCCAUUUUUGUGCGCUCUCCUAAUGAGGUUUUUUUUCCUUCCGGACUCAUUUUAGUAUUAAUUAUUGCUUUAUUUUUUGACAAGUUAACAUAUUGGGAGACUAUUUCAUUUAAUUUUUGUUUUUUUCACGUAGAAUUUUGGCUUUAUUUUUAAUUAUUUUGGAUGUGAGAUUUUUCUACUACUAGAUAGCACUCUUGCUUUGGACAUACAUGGAUCAGUAAAUACCUGGGCACAGGACUUCAAAGCAAACACAGAUUUCCCCUCCCCCUUAAUAUUUAAGAAUUAAAAGAUGAUGAGAAAUAAGGACAAAAGCCAAGAGGAGGACAGUUCGCUACACAGCAAUGCAUCGAGUCAUUCAGGCUCUGAAGAAGCUUCAGGUUCAGACUCUGGCAGCCAGUCUGAAAGUGAACAGGGCAGCGAUCCAGGAAGUGGACAUGGCAGUGAGUCCAACAGCAGUUCUGAAUCCUCAGAAAGUCACUCAGAAUCUGAGAGUGAAUCAGUCGGUUCCAAAUCCCAGCCUGUUCUUCCAGAAGCCAAAGAGAAGCCAGCAUCUAAGAAGGAACGGAUAGCUGAUGUGAAGAAGAUGUGGGAAGAAUAUCCUGAUGUUUAUGGGGUUAGGCGGUCAAACCGAAGCAGACAAGAGCCAUCCCGAUUUAAUAUUAAGGAAGAGGCAAGUAGCGGGUCUGAAAGUGGGAGCCCCAAAAGAAGAGGCCAGAGGCAGCUGAAAAAACAAGAAAAAUGGAAGCAGGAGCCAUCAGAAGAUGAGCAGGAACAAGGCACUAGUGCAGAGAGUGAGCCAGAGCAAAGGAAAGGAAAAGCCAGAAGACCUGUCCCCAGAAGAAUGGUGCCCAAAUCUCGAGGUCAAAAGCAACCCAAAACUCAGCGUGGAAAGAGGAAAAAGCAGGAGUCUUCUGAUGAAGAUGAUGAUGAUGAUGAAGCUCCCAAAAGGCAGACUCGGCGAAGAGCUGCUAAAAAUGUGAGUUAUAAAGAAGAUGAUGACUUUGAGACAGACUCAGAUGAUCUCAUUGAAAUGACCGGAGAAGGAAUGGAUGAACAGCAAGAUAAUAGUGAAACUAUUGAAAAGGUCUUAGAUUCAAGACUGGGGAAGAAAGGAGCCACUGGAGCUUCUACUACUGUAUAUGCUGUUGAAGCGAAUGGAGACCCUAGUGGUGACUUUGAUGCUGAGAAGGAUGAAGGCGAAGACCAGUACCUCAUCAAGUGGAAGGGUUGGUCUUAUAUCCACAGCACAUGGGAAAGUGAAGAGUCCUUACAGCAACAGAAAGUGAAGGGCCUAAAAAAACUAGAGAACUUCAAGAAGAAAGAGGAUGAAAUCAAACAAUGGUUAGGGAAGGUUUCUCCUGAAGAUGUUGAAUAUUUCAAUUGCCAACAGGAGCUAGCAUCAGAAUUGAAUAAACAGUACCAGAUAGUAGAAAGAGUCAUAGCUAUGAAGACAAGUAAAUCUACAUUAGGUCAAACAGAUUUUCCAGCUCACAGUCGGAAACCAGCAACUUCAAAUGAGCCUGAAUAUCUGUGCAAAUGGAUGGGACUACCCUAUUCAGAAUGCAGCUGGGAAGAUGAAGCCCUGAUUGGAAAGAAAUUCCAGAAUUGUAUUGAUGGUUUCAAUAGUCGGAACAACUCAAAAACUAUCCCAACAAGAGAAUGCAAGGCGCUGAAGCAGAGACCACGAUUUGUAGCUUUAAAGAAACAGCCAGCAUAUUUAGGAGGGGACAAUCUGGAGCUCCGAGAUUAUCAGCUAGAAGGUCUCAACUGGCUUGCGCAUUCCUGGUGCAAAAGUAACAGUGUAAUCCUUGCUGAUGAAAUGGGCCUAGGAAAAACCAUCCAGACCAUAUCAUUCCUCUCCUACUUGUUCCAUCAACACCAGCUGUAUGGACCCUUUCUUAUAGUCGUCCCUUUAUCCACUCUCACUUCAUGGCAGAGGGAGUUUGAAGUCUGGGCACCAGAGAUUAAUGUAGUGGUUUACAUAGGUGACCUGAUGAGCAGAAAUACGAUAAGGGAAUAUGAAUGGAUUCAUUCUCAAACUAAAAGGCUGAAGUUCAAUGCACUUAUAACAACAUAUGAAAUCCUCUUAAAAGAUAAGACUGUGCUGGGCAGUAUUAACUGGGCCUUUCUGGGAGUGGAUGAAGCCCAUCGGUUGAAGAAUGAUGAUUCUUUAUUGUAUAAAACUCUCAUUGAUUUCAAGUCCAACCACAGGCUCCUCAUUACUGGCACCCCACUUCAGAAUUCCCUCAAGGAACUCUGGUCCUUGCUGCACUUUAUUAUGCCGGAGAAGUUUGAGUUCUGGGAAGACUUUGAAGAAGAUCAUGGGAAGGGGAGGGAAAAUGGCUACCAGAGUCUUCAUAAGGUUCUGGAGCCUUUCCUUCUUCGGAGAGUCAAGAAAGAUGUGGAGAAAUCUCUUCCUGCUAAAGUGGAGCAGAUUCUUAGGGUAGAGAUGUCAGCCCUUCAGAAGCAGUAUUACAAAUGGAUUCUGACCAGGAAUUACAAAGCUCUUGCCAAAGGAACAAGAGGCAGCACGUCUGGUUUUCUUAAUAUUGUGAUGGAAUUGAAAAAAUGCUGCAACCACUGCUAUCUGAUUAAGCCUCCUGAGGAAAAUGAAAGGGAGAACGGUCAGGAGAUUCUUCUGUCUCUAAUAAGGAGCAGCGGGAAGUUGAUUCUGUUAGACAAACUGCUGACAAGACUUCGAGAUCGGGGGAACAGAGUCCUCAUCUUCUCGCAGAUGGUGAGGAUGCUGGACAUCCUGGCCGAGUACCUCACUAUUAAGCACUAUCCUUUCCAGCGCCUGGAUGGUUCCAUCAAGGGAGAAAUCCGAAAACAGGCGUUGGAUCACUUCAAUGCAGAUGGGUCUGAGGACUUCUGUUUCCUGCUCUCCACAAGGGCUGGUGGCCUGGGCAUCAAUUUGGCUUCAGCGGACACAGUUGUCAUCUUUGACUCUGACUGGAACCCCCAGAACGACUUGCAGGCACAGGCCCGAGCCCACAGGAUUGGUCAGAAGAAGCAGGUGAAUAUUUACCGCUUGGUUACAAAAGGGACUGUGGAAGAGGAGAUCAUAGAACGGGCCAAAAAGAAGAUGGUAUUGGAUCAUCUGGUGAUUCAGCGCAUGGAUACCACUGGCCGGACAAUCCUGGAGAAUAACUCAGGAAGAUCCAACUCAAAUCCUUUCAAUAAAGAAGAGCUGACAGCUAUCUUGAAAUUUGGAGCAGAGGAUCUUUUCAAAGAAAUUGAAGGAGAGGAAUCAGAGCCUCAGGAAAUGGAUAUUGAUGAAAUUUUGCGCUUAGCUGAAACUAGAGAGAAUGAAGUAUCAACAAGUGCCACUGAUGAGCUUUUGUCCCAGUUUAAGGUUGCCAACUUUGCAACGAUGGAAGAUGAAGAGGAGCUAGAAGAGCGUCCUCACAAGGAUUGGGAUGAAAUUAUUCCAGAAGAGCAAAGGAAGAAAGUAGAGGAGGAGGAGAGGCAAAAGGAGCUAGAAGAAAUUUAUAUGCUGCCUCGAAUUCGUAGUUCCACUAAAAAGGCUCAAACAAAUGACAGUGAUUCUGACACUGAGUCUAAGAGACAGGCGCAGAGGUCUUCUGCGUCUGAGAGUGAAACAGGUGACUCCGAUGACGACAAGAAGCCCAGACGCCGAGGGCGUCCCCGCAGUGUGCGCAAAGACCUUGUGGAGGGCUUUACUGACGCAGAGAUUCGGAGGUUCAUCAAGGCUUAUAAGAAGUUUGGUCUCCCUCUUGAAAGGCUAGAGUGCAUAGCUCGGGAUGCUGAGCUGGUGGAUAAGUCUGUGGCAGACCUGAAACGCCUGGGUGAACUGAUUCAUAACAGCUGUGUGUCAGCAAUGCAGGAAUAUGAAGAACAGCUGAAAGAAAAUGCCAGCGAAGGGAAAGGACCAGGGAAAAGAAGAGGCCCCACAAUCAAGAUCUCUGGAGUUCAGGUUAAUGUGAAGUCCAUUAUCCAACAUGAGGAGGAGUUUGAGAUGCUGCAUAAAUCUAUCCCUGUGGACCCUGAAGAGAAAAAAAACUACUGCUUAACCUGUCGGGUCAAAGCUGCACAUUUUGAUGUAGAAUGGGGCGUGGAGGAUGAUUCUCGCCUGCUGUUAGGAAUUUAUGAACAUGGCUAUGGAAACUGGGAGCUAAUUAAAACAGACCCAGAACUGAAACUAACUGACAAAAUUCUACCUGUGGAGACAGAUAAGAAGCCCCAGGGGAAGCAGCUGCAGACCCGAGCGGACUACUUGCUGAAGCUGCUUAGGAAAGGCCUGGAGAAGAAGGGCACUGUGACCAGUGGGGAAGAGGCCAAAUUAAAGAAGAGAAAGCCUCGAGUAAAGAAGGAGAACAAAGCUCCCAGGCUGAAGGAUGAGCACGGACUUGAACUUUCUUCUCCGAGACACUCUGACAACCCAUCAGAAGAGGGGGAAGUAAAGGAUGAUGGUUUAGAAAAAAGUCCAGUGAAAAAAAAACAGAAGAAGAAAGAGAACAAGGAGAACAAGGAGAAACAAAUGAGUUCCAGGAAAGACAAAGAAGGGGACAAAGAAAGGAAGAAGUCAAAAGAUAAGAAAGAGAAGGCUAAAAGUGGGGAUGGCAAAUCUGCAAGUAAAUCAAAGCGCUCUCAGGGUCCUGUCCAUAUUACAGCAGGAAGUGAACCUGUCCCCAUCGGAGAGGAUGAAGAGGAUGAUCUGGACCAGGAGACUUUCAGCAUUUGUAAGGAGAGGAUGAGGCCUGUGAAAAAGGCGCUGAAACAGCUGGACAAGCCUGACAAGGGACUCAGUGUACAAGAACAGCUGGAACAUACCCGGAACUGCCUGCUUAAAAUUGGGGACCGCAUAGCCGAGUGCCUUAAAGCUUACUCAGACCAGGAGCACAUCAAAUUGUGGAGGAGGAAUCUGUGGAUUUUUGUUUCCAAAUUUACAGAAUUUGAUGCUAGAAAACUACAUAAGUUAUACAAGAUGGCUCAUAAGAAAAGAUCUCAAGAAGAAGAGGAACAGAAAAAGAAAGAUGAUAUAAUUGGUGGUAAGAAACCAUUUCGACCAGAGGCCUCAGGCUCAAGCCGGGAUUCUCUAAUAUCACAAUCCCAUACCUCACACAACCUUCAUCCUCAGAAGCCUCAUUUGCCUGCCUCCCAUGGCCCACAGAUGCAUGGACACCCAAGAGAUAACUACAGCCACCCCAACAAGAGACACUUUAGUAAUGCAGAUCGAGGAGACUGGCAGAGGGAAAGAAAGUUCAACUAUGGUAGUGGCAACAAUCCUCCCUGGGGCAGUGAUCGGCACCAUCAGUAUGAGCAGCACUGGUACAAGGACCACCAUUAUGGGGACCGGCGACACAUGGAUGCCCACCGUUCUGGAAGCUAUCGACCCAACAACUUGUCCAGGAAGAGACCUUAUGAUCAGUACAGCAGUGACCGAGACCACCGGGGACACAGAGAUUACUAUGACAGGCACCAUCAUGAGUCCAAGCGGAGGAGAUCAGAUGACUUUAGGCCUCAAAAUUACCACCAGCAGGAUUUCCGACGAAUGUCUGAUCACCGACCUCCUAUGGGGUACCAUGGCCAGGGACCUUCAGACCAUUACCGUUCUUUCCACACAGACAAAUUGGGAGAUUAUAAACAGCCCCUGCCCCCAUUGCACACUGCAGUCUCAGAUCCUCGUUCACCCCCUUCCCAGAAGUCUCCUCAUGAUUCCAAGUCACCCUUGGAUCACAGGUCUCCUUUGGAGAGAUCAUUAGAACAGAAAAAUAACCCAGAUUAUAACUGGAAUGUUCGGAAAACAUAAAGGACAGCCCAGAAGGGGACAAGAGCGGGCACCAUCAAGCACUUGGACAUUGUUGGUCUGGUCCUGCAGUGGCUGACAGUCUAGGCCAGUGAGUGGAGUUUGUAGACAUGUGGCUGCCAUCCACUUGGCAGCCGAACGAGCACUUGAAGGAGUGAAAGGCCUUCGUCUGCCACAUUGGGUUGGUGUUCACUCCUGCACUUUGGCACCCCCUCCCAGCCCAGCCUGUUCUGGUCUCCCAUCUCCAUGGGUGUGAGGAAGAAGUGACUCUGGUGUAGUAUACCAGCUUCAUGGGCUGCUUCUCCUGUGAAGAGAUUGGGGAUCUUAACUGUCACGAAUGUUUGAGUGUGAGUGGUCAGGGCAAGGAACUGGUGCGUGAAGGCUGCUGGGACCUGUGGGACAGUUGUAUGAUCGGGUUCUUUAUGACAUGAUGGAUGCUGCUUGGGGAAGUGGGGGUGAGAGGGUGGGGUGUCACGUUGCAGGACUUGAGGGCCAGCAGGUUCCUCCCUCACACACUUGGGGUAACUGAUAGGCCUGGUCUUAUUAUGUGAAACCUACAGGGUGGGAGUGGGGUGGGCUUCAGAGAGGGGAACAAGUUCCACCAUGGCCUCCUCCCUGCCAACACUAAUUUCUCCUACACUGUCUUUGUACAUUUCAAAGGUUUGCUUUCCUGGGUGAGUUCUCUUCCUUCUGUGCCAGGGAAAGGCAGGCCCCUCUGGCCAACUUUUAGAGUACUGUGACUUGGGCAACACUGAUGUCAGCAUGGUCCUGCUUGAUCCGGGGAGUAGGCUGAGUGGGUC
Jaculus jaculus (lesser Egyptian jerboa) is the source of this 6901-nucleotide messenger RNA. RefSeq names its product chromodomain helicase DNA binding protein 2 (gene Chd2). NCBI's taxonomy places the organism in Eukaryota, Metazoa, Chordata, Mammalia, Rodentia, Dipodidae. Bases 621 to 6104 code for a protein of 1827 amino acids. The record is from RefSeq and is a predicted model, not a curated record. The transcript is spliced from 39 exons. Gene Ontology annotation, cellular component: chromatin; nucleus. Gene Ontology annotation, molecular function: ATP hydrolysis activity; chromatin binding; histone binding. Gene Ontology annotation, biological process: regulation of transcription by RNA polymerase II; nucleosome organization.